AACGGAAAAAUGUUUCUCCGAAAAAAACGUUUUCGCUUGUCCAUAUUGUUUGUUAACAAUGUGCAGGUCAGAAUGAAAAUUUUCAACUAUUUAAUGAUAAAAUAUACAAAAUGUUUAACCUCAUACAUGUUAGUAAACUAACAUUUACAGUAGGACCAUUCAAAAGAAGGCAGUAAAAAUUCAUUGGCACCAUUGGUACUUAUAGACUGACUGAGUGCAGCAUGAUUUAUGCAUCAGUGAAGAAUAAAUUUUAACCUGUAAUAGUUGAACAAUCAACUUCCUGUCAAAUCUCUUUUAAUCCUAUCCAUUAAUCUUUUCUUUGUCAUUUAAAUUUCUUGCUCUAUUGUUAAAUAUUUAUACUGCUGUUAAUGAUUAGUAGCCAUAACCUAUUGUUGACUUUUUCUAACAUUGCAAAACUGUGAAAAAGCUUCUUCUAUUUUGAAUUUUAAACAUCAGCAAGCCAGCAAGGAUCUUUUGAUUUACGGCCUUAAGUUUUAAUUGUGGUUGCUUAAAUAAUCGCCACAUAUGUCAAUGGCGUCAGGAAAUCAUGCUACGAUAUCAAAGACCCGCUCGGUUAUGUCUCUAUCGUUAGUUGUCGUCCUGAGUCCUUUAUCUUCAGUUACAACUGUUGAAACAUUAUGUUCGUUGAGUAGUUUUAAUCUCGGGAAAAUCUUUGAAGAUUUUCAAACAAGCAAUAAAGGAAGUAUAAACAUUCGAGUAGAAGAUGCAAUGGAUAAUGUUCAACUUAUUGGGUGGAUUUCUCCCUUUACUUUAUUGAUUCGUGGUUGCUACGAAGAUAUGGAAAUAAUAAGAGAAGCAUGGAGCGGAAGAAUCCUUCAGGCUCCAAAAGGCUUUUUUAUAAAAGAUUUUGGUAUUGUAACAGAAGUUCACAUGGCUCAAACUGCUCAGUCACAAUUUUUAUCAUUAUCGAAAACACUUUGCGAGAUAGUUCUAUCAUUGAAUGAAAAUGGAAUUUCUGCUACAUUUGAAGAGGUCGUCAGAAGAUUAAGCAACAGUUUUGACAGCGUUAUUUUACCACCAACAAGUGCAAUUAAAUACAACUUAGACAUUCUUGUAAAUGAGCUACGACUAUUUUUAAUAAAGGGACACUACUAUCACAGGUCAGUCACUCCAUUUCUUGAAGCAAAAGAACAUACACAACUGACAAAAACACUAAACAAAACAUACAAAUCUAAAAAUGAACUUAAAAACUAUGAGCAGCAAAAGACACAAGUGAAUAUAACUGCCCAAACAAAAAUAAAAAAAAACAAAAGAGCACAAAAAACUAAAAAGUCAGACAAAUCAAAUACCUUUAAAACUCGUAAAUUAAAGCAAUUUUUACCUUGUAAACGAUUACCUUACAAACAAUUAGAUGAUAUCGAUGACAAGCACGAAGAAAAACAUUCUAAGGAUAAGAGAAAAGAAGGCAGCAAAGAAAGCUCGUUUCUUGCUAAAGUUUCUCGACUCUUUAAAAUGGAUGACAAUAAAUUGAAGAGUUCAACUGUGGGCAAAUGUAAAACGAAAUCUGAUGUUUCUCACUGGAAGUAUGUUGAUUAUAACAACAAGAAAAAAAAGUUACUUUCAGAUCAAAUUGAAAUUCAAACAACAACGAGAGAUCAACACAGUAAUUGUGGUUAUAAAAACUUGGAUGAAAAUGAACAGGAAAAACAUGAAAAUGCUAUUGCUGACAAGGUGAAACAUCGUAAACACGUCAAAAGAACAAAGGCAAAUCGCAAAAGACGAAGGUUGAGCGACAACAAACGAUAUCACAUGUACUCUAAUGAAAAAUCUUGCGAGAGCUUUGAUCAAUGUUUGGAAAUGAAUAAAGAAAGACAAGAAAACAAAGUGACAAGAAAAUUUUCCUCAAGCUACGUUAAGUUCAAAAAAAUGACAAUCACUGAUUCCAAAUCAAGGAAAACCGAAAAUUGGAAUAUAAAGAAAGCAAACACAUCACAUAAUUUCAGGAAUCAAGAUAAUGAUAUUGAUUCAUUUAGUUCAGACAACAGUCCUCAAUAUCCUGUAUCAUCUGACAACUUUUCAGAAGAUGAGACGACAGACGACGAUCAACACCAAAAUACUACUUCUUCAACAAGAGCAAUUUGUGGAGAUCUAGAACAAAGUUUGUUGUCUUUAAAGCCAUGUCACGUGAUUUCACCAGCAGAUCACACUCUAAAAAAUACUUCACCUCACGCACGAGAAACUGGGACUUCAAGGAGAAGGAAUGAUGACAAUAAUUCAGAAAAUCAUACUUCAAUACAACUAAUUGGAAUUUUAUGAAAUUAUCUUUUUGUUUCUUCUCAUGAUAUAUGUAUAUAUGAUAUAUUGACAAAUUUUCAUUAACCAUGCAAUUUCUAUUUAAGUAAAUUCAACUAUGAUCUGGUGUGUACAGAUGUUCUCUAAAUUCCCUACAAUAUGAAAGUACAACAUAUAAAAAUCAG
This is a messenger RNA of Xenia sp. Carnegie-2017, 2438 nucleotides long. RefSeq lists its product as uncharacterized. Gene Ontology annotation, biological process: positive regulation of transcription by RNA polymerase II. NCBI's taxonomy places the organism in Eukaryota, Metazoa, Cnidaria, Anthozoa, Malacalcyonacea, Xeniidae. The record is from RefSeq and is a predicted model, not a curated record. Gene Ontology annotation, cellular component: cytoplasm; nucleus. Bases 526 to 2277 code for a protein of 583 amino acids. Gene Ontology annotation, molecular function: RNA polymerase II transcription regulatory region sequence-specific DNA binding; DNA-binding transcription activator activity, RNA polymerase II-specific. The transcript has 2 exons.